UGCUCUGCAUUUACCUAUAUGGGGGAGGGGGGGCACCUGCAUUCCUGAAUCAGACAUUCCUUAUUGUACUGGGGUGGGGGUUACCUGUACAUUACUGGCUACUGAGAGGGAAUCCUUACUACUGGAUUAGGGCUCAUACUGACCAGCAUUUCACUCUGCGUUCCCUGCACAUCAUGUUCUCUUGCACCUGCAUUACAUGCCACUGACUCAGUGAGUAUAUGGACACGGAAUCCAACCACUCGGGAUAUUCACAUCACUCUCGGGGUCGCCAGCAGAGAGAGAGACGUCACGAUGGACAAAAAUCAGUUAAUGUUACGGUUGGACAGCCCCUGCUGGGUGAGGAUUCGGGGCGCGGAGAGGAGGAUGAGGAGGGACAGGAUGAUCGUUGGGGUGAGACCACCACAGCGGUCACAUCAGAGCGUAGUGCAUCAUUCGAGGACUUGGCCCCAGUUGGAACCUCUAGGAUCCCGGACACUGUUAAGCCUAAUACCUGGAUUAUGAUUGGAUUUUACUUGAGCUGUGCUCUUGGACUUUUUGCUAUCCUUACCCCACCAGCUUUUAUUGUGCUCCCCCAAGUUUUUUGGGGGUCUCAGCUGGAACCCUGUGGUGUAGUCUGUGAGGGGCUUUAUAUUUCUUUGGCCUUUAAGCUGCUUCUUCUUUUUUUGGCUAGCUGGGCUGUUUUUCUCCGUCCUCCACGUUGUGAUCUUCCUCGACUAGUUGAAUUCCAUGCUCUUCUAAUAGUCUUGCUCUUCUUCUUCCUCUCCUCUUACUGGCUCUUCUAUGGUGUGAGGGUCCUGGGCCCACAGGAGAAGAAUCUCCUUGGAGUGGUGGAAUAUGCAGUCUCAUUGGUGGAUGCUCUUAUUUUCAUUCAUUACCUUGCUCUCAUUUUGCUUGAGCUCCGCCAGUUGCAACCCUUCUUCUACCUGAAGGUCAUGCGGAGCAGUGAUGGAGAGAUGCGAUUUUACAGCCUUGGAACCCUCAGUAUACAGAGAGCCGCCCUGUUUGUAUUGGAGAAUUACUACAAGGACUUCCCUGUGUUUCGCCCCGAUCCUCCUGUGGUCAGAAAGCGAACCCGGCACAACAACCACCACCAAGUGUACAGUGUGGAUGGUCCCAAUAGCAGCACAGUCAGCCAAUCACAGACUCUGAUCUCAACAUCGACCAAUUACAAAGAGAGAUAUUAUGAAGAGGCAGAACAUGCACGGAAAGUCCGGAGGCGCAAAGCCAGGCUGGUGAUGUCGGUGCAUGAUGCCUUCUCUCAGCUGAAGCGCUUGGUGCAACAGGACGAAGAAUGGAAAUUGCCCAACACUUUACAUCCACGGGAAGCGGCCCAGAGCAUAUUCCCACUAAUUGCCCAGAGCCUACAGCGCUACCUGCGCUCCACCCAGCAAGCUCACCUGCACAGCAUGGAGGAGAUAAUCCAGCAUCUCACACUGUGUUUGACCCAUCGAAUGUCACCCCAGGCCUUUCUGGAGCAGUAUUUGCACCCUGGCCCUCCUGUUCAAUACCCCAGCAACCCUUAUGGAGUCUGGACACUGGUGAGUGAAGAAUCAGUCACAAGUCCCCUUAGAUCUGAUCUGACUUUCUGCCUCCAGUGCUCUGACACUCAGCUGCUGGUGACUGUUUGUGGGAUCCCGUUUCUGAAACUGAGUGAGACCUUCAUCUCCCCAAACUCCCAUCGUCUCAUUGUGAGUAGCAAACCUGAGACCAACCUGUGAGUGGCCGUUAGUAGGAGCAGGGAUAGAGGGACUUGAUGUUUGCUAGGCAAAGUGAUGGAAUGAAUGGAGGGCACUGCUAUGCUUACCCCAGCAAUCAUUAUACGCCUCAUUGGUUUGCCUCCUGGAGAUGGAAAAAUGGUUCAUUGAUGUGAUAGCUCCUCAGCUUGUUGGUAGAUGCUGUGAUGGAAAGAUGUUUCACCUUGGUGGUAGCCACUAGCAUGGAAGGUGCCUCAAGCUUAAAGCUUUGAAAGAAUGUUCCACCUUGUUGUUUCAAACUUGGAUGGAAAAAUGUCACCUUGGUAGUAGCCAUUGGGAUGGAAGGAUGCCUCAGCUUGGUGUUACCCACUGGAAUGGAAAGGUGGCACCUCGGUGGUAGCCAGUGGGAAGGCUGGCUGAUAUUGGGAGAAGACUUGCUGCUAUACCAUACUCAUGACAAGAGACAUAUUAAUGUAUUUAUACAAGCUAAUUCCUUGCACGUGUGACCAGGAGGAACCAAUAUUGACCUCUGUAUUACAGACAUUAUUAUUAUUGUUAGUAUUAAACUAAACUUCGAGUGGU
This is a messenger RNA of Xenopus laevis (African clawed frog), 2276 nucleotides long. RefSeq names its product VANGL planar cell polarity protein 1 L homeolog (gene vangl1.L). Lineage: Eukaryota; Metazoa; Chordata; Amphibia; Anura; Pipidae. Bases 219 to 1718 code for a protein of 499 amino acids. Gene Ontology annotation, cellular component: plasma membrane; membrane. The record is from RefSeq and is a predicted model, not a curated record. The transcript has 8 exons.